UGGCGCGGGGCGUUCCGCAGGGCGAGAUCGGCUUUCUCCGCCGCUGAGUGGCUCCGCUGGCGGGGGGCGGAGGGGGCAGCAUGGAGGAGGAGGAGGCGGCUUGGAGGCCCCCGCGACCGUGUGACGACUACUGGAAUGAAUGGAAACACUGCAAGAGCAUCCAGAACUUUUUCCACAAUUAUUAUACCUACGGGAAGGUGCCAUCCUGUAUCCAGUGGAAAAGAGACUACAAGCAUUGCAGAGAGUGGGAGAAAACAAAAAGUUCAUUGGCAAAGGACUCCUUGUGUAAAAGUGAACGUGAGCGAGUUGCGGAGAAGCAGAAGCACGCACCAGUGUGGGAAUUGAGAAAAAGGCCUCCUGCGGACUGGUACCUUCCUCUUGAUGAAGACAAACCAAAGUGACAAGGUCUGGGCAUACUAGAUGCAUGACUUUGGCCUGAUGCUUCCUAGGGAAUCCCUAAAACUGUGUUGUUUGGGACAUUUCCCAGCCAUCCCAGGAAUUCUGUACCUCACUUUGGUUGACAAGUGUUUCGUUUUUAAUAUAAAUAUGUUCUGAACUUU
Messenger RNA from Elgaria multicarinata webbii, 560 nucleotides. It is a transcript of the gene C18H22orf39, whose product is annotated as chromosome 18 C22orf39 homolog. NCBI's taxonomy places the organism in Eukaryota, Metazoa, Chordata, Lepidosauria, Squamata, Anguidae. The coding region runs from base 81 to 401 and encodes 106 amino acids. The record is from RefSeq and is a predicted model, not a curated record. The transcript has 3 exons.